Messenger RNA from Lineus longissimus, 5630 nucleotides. Its product is annotated as monocarboxylate transporter 14-like. Gene Ontology annotation, biological process: transmembrane transport. Bases 1351 to 3096 code for a protein of 581 amino acids. The record is from RefSeq and is a predicted model, not a curated record. Gene Ontology annotation, cellular component: membrane. The transcript is spliced from 5 exons. NCBI's taxonomy places the organism in Eukaryota, Metazoa, Nemertea, Pilidiophora, Heteronemertea, Lineidae. Gene Ontology annotation, molecular function: monocarboxylic acid transmembrane transporter activity.
UGUAUAUUGAGGACAGUGUGAUACCGGACAAAAUGUUCUCGCUCCUAGAGUUCUGAUUACAAGAAACUGACUCGGAAAGUAUUGCUUGAUGAAAACGUUAUUUAACUUCAAAACUACCAGAAAAAGUCAUACAGCCUGUACCAUUUAAUGUCCCGCUCACAGCAAAAAUACAACAGUGUGUUUUGAUUGACUGCAUGCGUUAAAUAGACAACACUGUCACGUUUCGUGUGUCGAUUCUUUAUUUUGCUUCCAUCAUGCAUGUAGUGCUCAGAAUGUAUUGCAGAUGGCGUUCGCGAAUAAUGACAUUCGUGUGGAGCUCCUUCGUAAUAGUUCCACUGAUGUCCACCAGGCCUCGUUUGGCUUACUUACUUACUUACAAUAAAAAUAGACCAAACUUUUUUGGACAUCUUGCAGAAGGACCCACGGUCUUCUCAGCUGUGAAAAUAUUGUGUGGACUGUUAAUGCAAUGUACGCUACCGUAUCAGGAGCUGAAAGGGUGUUUGUUUGCGCAAAGAACAUCAAUGACGUCACCAAUCCGCCGCGAGCCGCGAUCUUUGACUCCGUCUGGGUCAAGGUUACGUCCCAUUGUUCAUGAUGUCGUAUGGUAUUUAUGCAAUGCAACCGAGUGUUGUUGGGCUCAUAGCGUAUAUACAUGUAGAUAUCGGUCCGAAAUAUGUAACAGAGAUAGAUUUUAUGCCUAAUGAGAUGAAGGCCGCUGCAGCGAUCGUCGGAUCGGGUCAAAUGUUUGAUUGAAGAAUUCCAUGGAAGUGAUCCCAACCCUUUACUUCUCUGAAAGAGGCCCCUCGGACUUGUAUUUUCUCAGUGACUGGGAUAAAGUCAAAGAACGGAUCACCCCGGCAUAUAAUAUAUAAUAUGCGGACUAACCGCACUGCUCUCACGUUCUUGAUAAUCAUUUUGAUGAAGGAGUGGCCAGGAAUCAAGUUUAUGCAUGGAACAGUAUAAGCGGGCCCUCUCGUCCAAGUGUUCAUUAGGCCGAAUCCACCUUACUCGUAUGUGCCAGACUUUUAAACAUGAAAUGAGAUGAAAGUGUAAAAAAGUAGGCUUAAACGCUGGUCGUGCGAGAUCCCCUUUGAAAGACAAAAGUAAGUUGUUCUUAAACAUGAAAAACUAAACAUGUGCUUCAAUAUUUAGUUGAGGCGACCAGUGUUUGCUCGAGGGUUAUCAUGCCCAGUCCGCAGUGCCGAAGGUUCCCCGUCGAUUAUCUGCAAAUGCAAUUAUCACAGCUUGAAUGGUUUGUAUGCAUGAGCACUGUGUCACCAUUAUUUAUCGACAUCGAGCGCAGUGGUGAAGUGUGUGCAAACUACACCUGUAUACAAUGGAAAUAAAUGUAUGGAGGAACCGAAAAUGGAAGUUAGAAUCAACAAAUCACUGGACCACGGCUGGUCUUGGAUGGUGUUGCUCGGAUGUUUUUCGAUAUUCUUCCUCGUCCAAGGAAUUGACAAAUGUAUGGGACUGAUCUACCUCGAGCUCCUUGAGAAGUUGGAAGGGAGCGCCUCUACCACGGCCUGGGUCAUUGCAAUAGCUACUGCGGGCAGGCUCAUUGUUGCCCCUUUCACCAGUGCCCUUUGUAAGAGAUUUGGGUGCCGCAUCAUAAGCAUAGUUGGUGGGUUGAUCGCCUCUGUGGGCUUGCUGCUUGGAUCUUUCCCUAUCAGUAUCCCGUAUGAGUUUUUCUCCCUCGGUCUGUGCUAUGGUCUCGGCACUGGGCUCUACUACCCGUGUGCCCUGAUCAUGACCGUCAAAUACUUUGACAAAAGACUUGGCCUAGCUGGAAGCGUCAGCGCCUCAGGAGGAGGCUUGGGAAUGAUGAUUUUUCCGCCACUAUUUGAUUUUCUCAUUUCCACGUUUGGGUUCGGUGGAACACUUUUUGUCCUCUCAGCAAUUAAUUUACAUGUCGUAGUAGUGGCUUUACUCUUUCGGCCUCCAAUUAUAGUAACGGCCGAGGAAAACGAAGCUCCAAUCGAGCAAGAUGGUCUACUGAACGGUGGAAUUUGUGAUGAGUCAAAGUUUCUUUCGUCAGACGAAGGGAGUGACCCGAAUGGUGCUAAGAAUGAUUCUGUUGUUGGAAGGACAAUAAAAUCACCAACUGUGGACAAUCAGGAAGUUUUUAUAGCGAAGGCUGCAACGAGAGGAGCAGAACGCAACAACGCGAAUAUACAUAGUUUUUCUCACGGCGCCAUUGAAACAGACGAUAUAUUUAAUUGUGAGAAAGAUACAUGUACAAAAAGCAUGUGUUCCUGUCCGGAUUUAGUUCGUGAAUGCUCAACAAACGAAGCUAGUGACGCCUGUAUUCAAGUUGGUGAAGGCAAAUUCACAACGAACCAAUCUGCACAAUCGUCAAACGAUGAUUUGGGCAAAACUUCAGGGAGAUGUUGCACCAAGAGACCAGCUUUCCUACCGGACCUCUCCCUGUUGAAAUAUCCCGGGUUCUGGAUGUAUCUAGGCCAGACCAUGCUGGUAGGAUUCGCACAGCUCUCCUUCAUGACAUUCUUCCCUGCGCUUGCAAAGGAACGUGGUGCCACUCUAUCGGACGCUGCCAUGCUGUUAACCGUCUCGAGCAUCGUAGACAUUCCUGCCAAACUUCUCACAGGAUUUUUAGUUGAUAGAAAGAUGAUACGGCCACACAGAAGACACGUCUUGAACACCACGAUAUUCCUCAACGCCAUGGUAAUAUCAUUGACACCAUUGACCUUCUCUUUCGCGAAUUUAGCCGCAGUGGGAAUUGCCUUGGGUCUGACGCAAGGGGUUUACAUCGCUCAGCUACUCGUGGUGUUUGUGGAUAUUGUUGGCAGGGAGAGACAGGCUGAUGGAUUGGGAUUGGCCAUGUUCUCUAGGAGUAUAAGUUUGCUUUGUGGGCCAUCUGUUAUAGGUUUCAUCAAGGACAUCACUAAGUCAUACAACCCCUCGUUCUACAUGUGUGGUGCAGUGGGAGCGACGGCUGGCUUCCUGUUCCUAAUACAGUUCUUCGUCCCGGUCCCCGCUUCGAAGUCGAGCAGUACCAUCAUAGAGCCAUAUGAGGAUAUCAAGCAGGAGCUGAACGUGCCGGGAGAAUUGGCCAUAUCGACUCUAUCUUUAUAGCAGGAAUUCGAUGAGGCACAUUCGCAAACGUAGCCAUCCGGGUGUAGGAACUUUCUCAGGCUACAUCACUGAGUAGGGGAAAGGUGGACACGAUCAAUUUUCACGAAGUCGUCAAAUGGCGUGUGCACAAUUCUGCUCGUUCAAAUUGUCACGUUUCACCCUUUUGUCUUAUCCUGACACAUUUUUAAACCUAUGUCAAGUAGCAAACAUCCCUGUGACAGCUAAAGUGACACUUGAAUCAUGACAGUUUAAAACAACGUUAUCCUAUGUAAUCCUGGUCUGAGACGAAGUUACAUCAACAACAGGUAGGCCCAUUGGUGCUGUUCCAAGCAACCUGGCGACUUCAAUCUCCACAAACCCCGGAGAAAGCAUGCCGAUCCACCGUCGUUGUGCGCAUAUCCAUCCUUCACCGCCGAUAACUCCCCCCGAUCGGCCAUCAGAAGGGCUGUCACUUUAUCGGUAGUCUCCCUGCAUUCCCUUCAUUUUCCACGCGUCCUCUGUCGCGACAACACUAACAUUACACUCACUCGUGGUUGUCGCACGAGACACGCACUGAAAGCCAUCAUAAUUGAAGACCAGGUGUUCAAUGAGUAACGGUUCCAGGGAUGCUGACCUGACCCAGAUGCACAGGGCAUUUUGUAUAGAAGAAGGGUAACCUGAUCCGGAGGUUGGCACUAUCAAUUCAGGCCGUCAUUCAAUUACUUUGUGUCGAGCAGUUUGAUUGGUCACCCGUUUAUGAGGGUGCGUCCGACAGAUUACCUGGCAGUAGUUAUCGGCGGUGAAAGGAGGAGACUUUAGGACCGAUAUUCACCACCGAUAAGUCGGCAUGCGGAGAAAGGGGUGUGCACCUCGCAUAGUAAACUCGGCAAGUGGGAUAGGUUUGUCAAGUUUAUGAAAAUACCAGGAAACAGCCAUUUCACGAAAGUAGUUCCAUCUGGUAACAAUCCUAGAAUUCUAGCCUGGCUAGGUGUCGUGGUGGAAAUGUCAUAAAGAGUCAAUCGACUUAUACCAGAAAAGUAGAUCGCUCAUUUUCAAAAGAGAUGCGCAUAAACGUGGCGGUGUGUCACUUUCAGUGAAAUAAAGAACGAACAAGUCAUUUCCAAAAAGCGGGCUACAUACGAUUCACGAUGCUACUUUUAUCCUUACGUCGUGUUUUCAAGUCAACUCGUGACAAGUGAAUCAUGACUGGCUAGUGGUGGUGACGCGGCCCAUCUCAUAUCGCACCUACAUAGUCUAGUGGUUGUGACACUGACCGUCUCUGAGGUUCUUGCACUUGAUUGAGCGUCUCCUGACUGUGACACUGUCCAUCUCGUCGCCGCACUUACCAACUAAUUUCAGAGAGUCUACUGGCAGUUAUAAACUUACUGCGGGGUCUCCUGCUUGCUACACAUUCCGUCUCGUUUCCGUACUUUCCAUCUUAUUAGUGUCAACUGGUUGUGACACUGUCUGUCUAUAUAGUGUCGGCUCUUGACAAAUUUAUUCAGAAUCUACUAGUUGAGCCUCUUUCAGUGUCGGUACAUGUAGUAUUUACGCUGCGAGCAGAACCAUAAAGCUUACUCUGCAUGCUAGCUUUAAUCAACUCCGAAUUAUUUCGACUCAUCAAAUCGAUUCUGAAAGUAGACUUCAUAUCGUCACGGAAUUUCUUGCAACCGAGACAGUAUAAAUAAAAGUUUAUGGCGGGGUUUAUCAUUAUACAAGUUAAAGCAAUCUCGUAUAAAACGUGCCGUAACUCACGUAGGGACGGGUCCGUGUCCUCGAGAUAUGGAUAGAUCGCAUCCCAAAAGAGGUGAUCUAACGUGAAGGGCGUGACGGCUAUGGUGAAGACCCAGGUCACCAAGAGAAGCAUGACUGUGAUCUGCCUAUCCUGGCUACGGCGGGACUUGCGCACCGAAUCGCUUCGGACCGAAUCCGAAAUCCCGAGAUUCUUCGACUCUUGCCCACGUUUCGUGACGUUGUAUACAAUUAAGACAUUUAGGAUAAGUAAACUGAACAAUGGCGUGUAAAAAACUAGAUACGUUAAGCUGUGUUGGAAGGCGAUUUCGUAGUCUGGUGAAACGAUGGCGACAUCGAAAGGACACUUAAAUUUCAAGACGUUCGCCUGCGGAUACGCGACCCUAAUGAACUGUUGCGCGUUGAAAAGUGCAGCAACCACAGCCAUUGCGAUAAUGCAUUUCUUGGAUCGACGUGGCGUGCACAGUGUGACGCUUCUUAACGGAAACCCGACAGCUAUAAAACGAUCCACUGUCAUUAAGACCAACGUCCAAUGAGAGUUCGACAUACUGAAAUAAGCCACGAAUAUAAACUCCUUGCAGAAUAUAUCGCCAUUUACCCAAAACGUGUCCGGGGUCAGUUUUAGAAGAUAUCGCUGGAAGGAAUACACCAGUAAAGUAAAUGAGUCAAAGAAAGUCAGAGCACGCAUGUAAACACAUGUCGACUGUCUUGCAUAUUUUCUAAGAACAAGAAACGAUAAAAUAUUCCCAAUUAUUCCAAUAAAAAUCAAUGUUGGCGAAACUAUCAUAUUCGUCACAAAUAUA